Neocloeon triangulifer is the source of this 1930-nucleotide messenger RNA. RefSeq names its product sodium/hydrogen exchanger 1-like. Lineage: Eukaryota; Metazoa; Arthropoda; Insecta; Ephemeroptera; Baetidae. Gene Ontology annotation, molecular function: sodium:proton antiporter activity. Bases 62 to 1879 code for a protein of 605 amino acids. Gene Ontology annotation, biological process: regulation of pH; proton transmembrane transport; sodium ion transport. The transcript is spliced from 19 exons. The record is from RefSeq and is a predicted model, not a curated record. Gene Ontology annotation, cellular component: membrane.
UCAACAGAAACGUUUGAAACGGAGAAACCGACGGUUGUCAUCACAAUUCACGAAAACAAACAUGGGUUGGCAAUGGCCGGAGGUCGGCUCGUACAUCACGGUGACCAGUUUUCUGGUGCUCACCGCCGUCGUCACCAUCGGUUUCCACCACGUGCCUUCCCUGUCGAAAUGGCUGCCCGAAUCCUGCGUGUUGAUCCUGCUGGGCGUCGCCGUGGGUGGAUUGCUGCUGGGCUUUUCUGGAUCCUCGCCUGAUUCCGGUGGCACUGGCAACAGCACCACGGUUUUCCCUUUUCCAACUUUCACGCCGAAACUUUUCUUCUACGCGCUUCUUCCGCCGGUUAUUUUGGAGUCUUCGUACAGCAUUUACGAGAUGGACUUUGCCAGCAACAUCGGCACAAUCAUGCUCUACGCGGUCGUCGGCACCAUCCUGAACACCUUUUCCAUCGGGCCAGCGUUGUACGCCCUGUACCACAUGGGCGCGAUGGGCGGCGCCGAUUUGCUCAGCGACGCGCCCUACGAACUGACCAUGCUGGACGCGCUCAUUUUCUCGGCCCUGAUUUCGGCCGUCGACCCUGUCGCCGUGCUCGCCAUUUUCCAGGAGACGCACAUCGACAGGAUCCUCUACUUUCUUGUCUUCGGCGAGUCUCUCCUCAACGACGCGGUGACGGUGGGAAUUUACCACACGCUGCUCGAGUUCGCGCGCGACGCGCAUCCCGUGACCUUCGGCAUGGUGUGCGUGGCCUUUCUGGACCUGCUGGCCAUCGGCCUCGUCGGCCUCCUCAUCGGCGUCGUCUUCGGCUUGGCCGCCGCCCUCGCCACCAAGACCACCAAACACGUCCGAGUUUUCGAGCCGCUGCUGAUUUUGGGCAUCGCGUACUUGGCCUACAUGAGCGCCGAGUUGUUUCACUUUUCAGGCAUCAUCAGUAUAAUCGGAUGCGGACUGGUGCAGUCGCACUACGCCCUCAGAAACGUGUCAAGAAAGUCGCGAACGACAGUCAAGUAUUUCGUCAAAAUGAUGAGUGCGAUUAGCGAGGCGAUAAUUUUCCUCUUUCUGGGCAUGGCGUUUUUCAUGGAAACGCCUGAAAUCCACUUUGGCUUCAUCGUGUGGACACUCGUUUUGUGCCUCAUCUGCCGAUUCAUUUCCGUGUUUCUGCUGACGGACUUGGUGAACGCGCGCCGCGUGCGUCGGAUUUCGUUCUUCGAGCAGUUCAUCAUGGCGUACGGGGGUCUGCGCGGGGCCGUUUGCUUUUCGCUGGGCCACAUGCUGUCCCCGGAAGUGGUCAAGCCGAGGGCCCUUUUCCUCACCACCACCCUCGCCGUCAUCAUUUUCACCGUUUUCCUCCAGGGCACGACCCUGAAGCCCCUGAUGAAUUUGUUCCACAUCAAGCGGUGCGAGGACAGCAAACACCGCCUGCUCAUCGUCGACUUGACCGAAAAUAUGGGCGCGUUGAUGCUGGCCGGCUUGGAACAAGUCAUAGGAAUCACCGGACACUUUUCCGUCUUUUCCAAGCUGCGGCAGUGGGACGAAAAGUACUUGAAGCGCCUUUUCCUCAUUUCCGAGUGCGAGCCGGACGUGCUCAUCGCCUACCGCAGACACGCACAGACGAUGAUGUUCAGCAAGGUAGUGCAGCAGGGCCAGGAGGAGACGCGCGUCCGCGUCCACAGCCAGGACAGCGUCCAGCACAGGCAGAAAAUCAAAACCAUGCUGCAGAAUUUCAGGCCGAUGUCCUUCACGAGGCACAAUGUCGAGGACGACGUCUGCGAAGAGGAGCCGUCGACGUGCAUGAAAAGGGAGUCGCAGAUCUUGGGGGCCAUGCACAUCCAAGGGGCUUGGCAGAGGCGCAACACCCAAGAUCUUUUUGUUUUGGAGGAAGCGUGAAAGGAAUUGUUUUGUUGUUCCGAGAAUUAAAUGUAAGAUUUGAAAUCACAA